AACAUCAGAAAACAAUCAAACAACCACAACAGCAAAAAAUGGCGGCUUCUGCGACCAAACAGUCUAUGUUGAUGUUGGCGUCUCUUCUGGUCUUGAUCGGCGUAACCACCGGAAGUUUCUACGACAGCUUCGAUAUCACUUGGGGAGCUGGUCGUGCUAAUAUAUUUGAGACUGGACAACUCCUGACUUGCACUCUCGACAAGAUCUCCGGUUCAGGUUUUCAAUCGAAGAAAGAGUAUUUGUUCGGAAAGAUCGAUAUGAAGAUAAAACUUGUCGCUGGAAAUUCUGCCGGAACCGUCACAGCUUACUAUCUUUCUUCAAAAGGUGAGAAAUGGGAUGAGAUCGAUUUCGAGUUCUUGGGUAACGUUACCGGACAGCCUUAUGUUCUCCAUACAAAUGUGUUUACCGGAGGUAUAGGUAACCGUGAAAUGCAGUUCUAUCUCUGGUUUGAUCCCACUGCGGAUUUCCACACUUACACCGUCCUUUGGAACCCUCUCAACAUCAUCUUUCUUGUGGACGGAAUCCCAAUCCGGGUGUUCAAGAACAACGAGGCUAACGGCGUUGCUUACCCGAAAAACCAACCAAUGAAGAUCUACUCGAGUCUAUGGGAAGCUGAUGAUUGGGCCACACAAGGCGGGAGAGUCAAGAUCGAUUGGACUAACGCUCCAUUCAGCGCUUCCUACAAAAGUUUCAACGAUGUGGACUGCUGCAGCCGGACCUCGAUAUGGGACUGGGUUACGUGUAAUGCGAAUAGCAACUCGUGGAUGUGGACUACGCUUAACGCAAAUCAGCUUGGACAGCUUAAGUGGGUGCAAGAUGAUUAUAUGAUCUAUAACUAUUGUACAGAUUUCAAGAGGUUCCCUCAAGGUUUACCCACAGAAUGCAACCACAAUUGAUCGUAUUACAAAGAAAAUUCAAGCACUUGA
Messenger RNA from Arabidopsis arenosa, 926 nucleotides. NCBI's taxonomy places the organism in Eukaryota, Viridiplantae, Streptophyta, Magnoliopsida, Brassicales, Brassicaceae. The record is from the annotation of a GenBank genome assembly.